This is a messenger RNA of Cyprinodon tularosa, 1923 nucleotides long. It is a transcript of the gene lpgat1, whose product is annotated as lysophosphatidylglycerol acyltransferase 1. Lineage: Eukaryota; Metazoa; Chordata; Actinopteri; Cyprinodontiformes; Cyprinodontidae. The coding region runs from base 514 to 1632 and encodes 372 amino acids. Gene Ontology annotation, cellular component: endomembrane system. The record is from RefSeq and is a predicted model, not a curated record. The transcript has 8 exons. Gene Ontology annotation, molecular function: acyltransferase activity.
CCGCGGUCUGAUUCGGGAUCUGGAGAAAGAUAACGGGUACCCUCCAGCCUAGAAAAAAAAAAAAAAAAAAAAGUCGCUGCUCCUCCUGUUUGAUGCGCACAUGUACAGCUUGCGUUGCGGUUAGGAGGAGCGUAGCGCCCAGGCCUGGAUUGGCAGCUUCUCCGUCGGACUGUUUGCUGGAAGCUCAAGAGCUAGCUAAGUUGAUGGUGAUGAUGAUGAUGCAUCGGAGGAUUUAUCCCGGCGUUUCUCUCUGAGAUGGAACCAGCGACGAUGAACUGGAGCCGCUAACGGUGAAGACCUGGAUGGCUAAAUGGGGGGAGAAGUAGCUCAGCUGCACGGGGAUUCCUUUUACAUUUUUUACCAUUUUAAACCCGAUCAGAUUUAACAGACGUAACAUGCCGAAAGGCAGAGAGAGCCAUUUUUUAGCUUAGCAUAACAGUUGAUCUCGCUUCGGUCGGACCUUUGGCCGUCCUUGGAUGCUUCAGUGACAUUAAUUGGACGGUGCGUUUCAGGAUGGCACAGCUGUUGGACGGUGCCGGCAAACUGAGCUGGGUUCUCCUCAAGUCUGUGAUCCGUUUCGUCUUUAUGUUCUUCAACAACUGUGUGGCCAUCCCUUCCUACUGCUUGUACAUGUUGCUCCUCCAGCCGCUGAGAAUAUGGGACAGCUCGGCUUUCUGGCACAUCGAAGGGGUCAUGUUCAAAUGGCUGCUGGCCAUGGUGUCUUCGUGGGGCUGGAUCGCAUCUUAUACAGUCACAGAAUGGGGUGAUGACGUGCGGGACAUUUCUGAAGAAGAAGCCAUGGUCAUUGUCAAUCAUCAGUCCACUGGGGACGUUUGCACUCUCAUGAUGUGCCUCCAAGACAAGGGCACGGUGGUGCGAAAAAUGAUGUGGUUAAUGGACCAUGUGUUUAAAUACACCAAUUUUGGUCUAGUGUCCCUGAUUCAUGGGGACUUCUUCAUCAGACAGGGUAAAGCUCACAGAGACAAGCAGCUCGUCUACUUGAGGGAGCAUUUAGAAAAAUACUACCACAGCCGCGACAGGAAGUGGAUAGUGCUCUUCCCCGAGGGAGGCUUCCUCAGGAAGAGGCGAGAAACCAGCCAGGUGUUUGCAAAGAAAAACUCUCUCCCUCACCUGACCCAUGUGACGUUGCCUCGCCUUGGGGCAACUCAUGUCAUUCUGAAAACUCUGACCGCUCAGCAAGAGAACGGCAGCGUGGGCAGCGACACCUCGACCCGGAACCAAACAGUUAAUAAAAGUAAAGGCCUGCAGUGGGUUAUAGACGUGACCAUAGCGUACCCCAAAGCAAAGCCAAUGGACAUCCAGACGUGGAUCUUUGGUUAUAGGCCUCCUACAGUCACACAUGUACAUUACAGGAUGUAUCCAAUCAAAGAGGUUCCUGUGGAGGCCGAGGCCCUGACUAAUUGGCUGUAUCAGCGGUUUGUGGAGAAAGAAGAGUUGUUGGCCCACUUUUACGACACAGGAUCGUUCCCUCCUCCAGAAGGCCAGAAGGUGGCAGCCUCCCGGCAAAUGACCCUUGACCCUGUGUGGCUGUGCAUGGUCCAGUCGUUUGCUUUUGCUUCUGGCUACAUGUGGUACAAUGUCUUUCAGUACCUCUACUGUUGUUUAUUUUGAGUGCGCGGACGAGCUGGGUGUCUUUAUUGGACCGCUGGAAAAGCCUCAGGAUCAGUCGCCGUUUGUGUGUGUGACCAAGUGUCACACUCAACCCUGCACCCCCACCCCCCUUACGAUGGAUGAAUGUACAUCUGCAGGAUAGGAGAGACCGCUUUGGAAGCAAGGAAAAAACUAAAUCAUAAACACAGAUUUCAGUCCAUAAAAUACAAAAAAAAGAGGAAAAACAGUCACACACAUAGGUGUCGCACACAGACCCUACGCCACACACUCGCUGCAGCGAGAAUAAUCUCC